GGGCUUGAAAUUCGGCGAGAAGUAGAUCGGGUCGACGUCGGCGUGGAGUUUUUGUGCCUCCGCCAUUUGUUGUUUUUGCUGUUUUGUUUGCUGCUGUUUUUGCUUGCUUUGCUUAGAGAAGGCCGCCUAGCCGUGGACCGCCGCGGGGUCGGCUUUUUACGCAGCACUUUUUUACGUCGCCUGCAGCGGCGGGAGCGUCUUUUCUCGCGCGAUUUUUUUGCUGUGCUGCUGGUUGCUUGUAUUCUAAAGGUCUGUCCUUAACACAGUCCACGCCCGGGCCUGGCAAGAUGGCUAAAAGCGCCUUUUGGCUCUGUUAUAUUUUUUGUGCUAGCGGCCGGUAAGACACUAGCAAGCCUCUCAAUUUGUUCAUCGCACGUCACCGCCGAACAAGGACACCGAGGCUGCGAAACAAAGAUCGGAAAUAGUCUACCGCGAGGUCUCUGCGAGUCUGCUGUGCUUUUUCGAUCUCGAAAGGGCAUCUAGACGCAAUUUACGAGGUCCAGGUGUAAGCUCUCUCUAAGAAUUAUGAACACUCUCGACAAAGGAGCCAUCGGUGACGGUUUCGAGGACGUGGCCAGCCCGAUCGCAGCCAACGAAGCCGUCUCCAAGAGCGACCAAGAAGACGACGGCAUCGUCAUCGCGACGCCGAGCGAGAGCUGGGUCUUGCUCGACUCCAAGAGCGACGACGAAGAGGUGACGCUCGACGAAGCGUCGACGGCGUCGCGGCGCCAGCCCGGCCUCAUCGCGGCCGCCGUCGCCUGCGCGCUGGUCGUCGCCGCGGCCGGCGCGUUCGCGGCCACGCGGCCAUCCGCCGUUGUCAAGCCUCCUCCGCCGCCGCCGCCCGUGAAACGCUUCGUCCUGGCUUCGGCCCUCGACAGCGUCGCCGCGGCGGCCGCCAAGGUCCGCGCCGACGGCAUCGACGCCCAGUUCGAAUUAGCAACAGGGCUUGACGGCAAGCUGGCGCCGGGCGGCGGCCGUGCGGCUCGAGGCGCUCGCGAAGCUCUCCGUGACACGCUGUGUUGAAAUCAAAUUUCAAGGCGCCCCUGAUGCAUUCCACAUAGGCGGCGCGCCUAGACAAGCUAGACGAGCAGUACGGCGCCCAGGAGAAGCUCGACCGCGCGGUAGUCGUGGUCUCGGACUACGUGGAGAACGCGUCGCUCUCCGACGCCCGAAAAGCUGCCUCGGGCAUCACGGACGUCGUGCUUGGCGGCGCUUCGUCGCUGGCGGUGAGCGUCUUCGGCGACGCCGCCGUCGAGCGGGUCAAAGAGGAGGUCGUCGACGCGAGCGCGGCGCUGGUCGGACUCUUCCCGGAGUCGCACCGGCCCGAGGCCAAGACCCUGGCGACGUCGGUCGCGCUGGGCCUCGGAGGUCUCGCCGUCGGCGUACCGUUCGUCCCCGGCAUCACGGACAACCUCCUCGUCGGCGCGGCGCGGGCGCUGGCGUUGCCGCCUCUCCGGCGCGAGAGAACGACACGCGCGUCCCCAUCCACCCCAUCCCUGUCCCGUUGUGAUCAUCGAUUGGCGCUACCGCAUGCCAUAAAACAACAGAGUUA
Molecule: messenger RNA, 1552 nt
Organism: Pelagomonas calceolata
Lineage: Eukaryota; Pelagophyceae; Pelagomonadales; Pelagomonadaceae
Source: the annotation of a GenBank genome assembly